CAGCAGUACACGCGGCCGCGACCCCAUCCUCCCAAGUCCCCCAACCCUAGCCGCCAGGAGCUGAGGAGCAAGCAAGGCAGUGCGCGAUGCGGCGAUCGGCGAUGGCGCUCCGCUCGACGGCGGACCGGUGCUUCGGCCACCACUCACCGUUGACAAACGUUAUUCAAUCAACGUUCAGUGCAAAUGCUUGUUCAAGAUGGGGAAGUCUUGCAAGAACUUUCAGUGCAAAACCAAUUGGAAAUGAGGUUAUUGGAAUUGAUUUGGGGACAACGAAUUCCUGUGUUUCUGUUAUGGAGGGAAAGAGUGCAAAAGUGAUAGAGAAUUCAGAAGGCACUAGGACGACACCAUCAGUUGUUGCUUUCAGUCAAAAGGGGAGCGGCUUGUUGGAACUCCGGCCAAACGUCAAUCUGUGACAAACCCACAGAAUACCUUCUUUGGUACGAAGCGUAUGAUAGGACUUGGUCGUCGUCUAACUUGCAACCGAAGCCGAGGGGAAAUCCACCCAGCGGCGGAGAUGAGUGGCGGUGGCGCGAGGAGGGUUCUGGAGGCGUGGAGGCUCGGGGUGGUCAAGUACGGCGACGCCCUCAAGCUCCAGGAGCGGCUCGUCGCCGACCGGCGGGCCGGCCGGGUCCCGGACCUCGUCCUCUCGCUGCAGCACCCGCCGACCUACACCUUCGGCAAGCGCCGCACCGACCACAACCUGCUGGUGCCGGAGUCCAGCCUGGGGGCCCUCGGCGCCGAGCUCCACCGCACGGAGCGGGGCGGCGACGUCACCUUCCACGGCCCGCGCCAGGCCGUGCUCUACCCCAUCCUCUCGCUCCGGGACGUCGGCCUCGGCGCGCGGAGGUACGUCGAGGGGCUCGAGGCCGCCAUGGUCGAGGUCGCCUCGCUCUACGGCGUCGAGGCGCGGCCGGGGGGCCGCUGCACCGGCGUCUGGGUCGGGGACAGGAAGAUCGGGGCCAUCGGGGUCAGGAUCUCCUCCGGGUUCACCUCCCAUGGCCUCGCCUUCAACAUCGAUCCUGAUUUGGGCUACUUCAAGCACAUCGUGCCAUGCGGCAUCGCCAACAAGGAUGUCACGUCGUUGCGGCAGGAGGCAAAAGUGGAACUCCCUCCUGACGAGGUGAUCCAUCAUCAGCUCGUGCAGAGCUUGGCCAAAACCUUCCGGUUCAGCCAUGUUGAAGUCAAGGAUGAUUCCGAGUGCACAGAGAUGGUUUACUCAGCUGCUGCGCAACAAUGAUGUGUAUUUUACUCUGUAUACUGGGAAUUCUUCUCAAUACAUACAUUGUUAUAAAUUUGGCUUUGAA
Molecule: messenger RNA, 1304 nt
Organism: Lolium rigidum
Lineage: Eukaryota; Viridiplantae; Streptophyta; Magnoliopsida; Poales; Poaceae
Product: octanoyltransferase LIP2, mitochondrial-like
Exons: 4
Coding region: 449-1237 (262 amino acids)
Biological process (GO): protein lipoylation
Cellular component (GO): mitochondrion
Molecular function (GO): lipoyl(octanoyl) transferase activity
Source: RefSeq, a predicted model, not a curated record